Molecule: messenger RNA, 2652 nt
Organism: Truncatella angustata
Lineage: Eukaryota; Fungi; Ascomycota; Sordariomycetes; Amphisphaeriales; Sporocadaceae
Exons: 3
Coding region: 1-2652 (883 amino acids)
Biological process (GO): carbohydrate metabolic process
Molecular function (GO): UDP-glycosyltransferase activity; hexosyltransferase activity
Source: RefSeq, a predicted model, not a curated record
AUGCCGUUCAAAAAGCUCAACUCCGACAAUCCGAGCCGUUUCAGCAUUGGUGAUGAUCUGGCUCGGACCACGACAGAGGUCAACAAUGAUGGGCGAGCGACGGUGCAAUUUCACCGGAACCCAUCGGACCUCGCGGCAUGGUUCAAAAGAGUUCACGACAAUACUAUCUCGCAGCCAGAGAGGAAAGUAUUUGCGGCGAGGAAAGGUAGCGACGCAUUUCUUAAUGAUAAGGACUCCAUAUCUGCAGGUCCUAGACUCAACAUCGCCAUCCACAUCGUCGGCUCCCGCGGCGAUGUACAGCCCUUCAUUCCAAUCGCACUACUUCUCACCAAGCCUCCUUACAGGCACCGCGUGAGGAUAUGUACGCAUCCCGUGUUUAAAGACUUUGUGGAGGGAAAAGGCCUAGAAUUUUUCAGCAUUGGAGGUGAUCCCGAGGCGCUGAUGGCUUACAUGGUCAAGAACCCUGGGCUAUUCCCGAGUCGCGAGAGUGUCAAAGCAGGAGACAUUGGCAAGCGACGAAAAGAGAUGGCUUCCAUCAUGGAUGGAGCCUGGCGUAGUUGCAUUGAGGCAGGCGAUGGGAUGGGCGACAGGGUUGUUGCCGCUGACGUUCAAUCUACCAAAGAUCUAUUCAUCGCGGACGCCAUCAUCGCCAACCCUCCUUCAAUGGCACACAUUCAUUGCGCAGAGAAACUUGGUGUGCCUUUGCAUAUGGUCUUCACCAUGCCUUGGUCGCCGACUCACACAUUUCAUCACCCACUCGCCGCAAUGCAGUACGGUCAGGCAGAGACUAGUACUGCUAACUACCUCUCGUUCAUCAUGAUGGAGCUCUUAACCUGGCAAGGUCUCGGCGACGUGAUCAACAAGUUCCGGACUCGUACUCUGAAACUUGAUCCGAUCAGUCCCUUAUGGGGACAUCAACUUCUGUCAAGACUUCGAUUGCCUUUCACUUACCUCUGGUCUGAAUCGCUAAUUCCCAAACCAUCUGAUUGGGGUCCAAAUAUUCACAUUGCCGGCUUUUCCUUCUUGUCUCAAGCACUUUCAUAUACACCGCCUUCGGACUUGGAAAGUUUUCUCAAUGCAGGCCCGCCUCCUAUCUAUAUCGGUUUCGGGUCAAUUGUAGUUGAAGACUCGCAAGCCUUGACGAAGCUCAUAUUCGACGCAGUUGAACUAGCUCAGGUCCGCGCGAUUGUGUCCAAGGGUUGGGGAGGUAUUGGUGCAGGCGUGGUACCCGACAACAUAUACCUAAUAGGUGAUUGUCCUCAUGAUUGGCUCUUCCAGAAAGUGUCAUGCGUUGUCCAUCAUGGUGGCGCCGGUACCACCGCUGCUGGACUUGCUGCCGGUUGUUCUACUGUUGUGGUGCCAUUCUUUGGUGAUCAACCUUUCUGGGGCCAGAUGAUUGCUCGGGCUGGCGCUGGCCCAGAGCCUGUUUCUUUCAAAAAGAUGACUGCACAGAGUUUAGCGAAUAGUAUCAGGUUUGCAGUUAAACCAGAGGUUCAGGCUGCCGCAAAGAAGGUCGCGCUGCAAAUCGCGGAGGAAGAUGGAGCUGGUAACGCUGCCAAAGAGAUACUUUCGGAUUUGGACUCUGCUGACCUGAAAUGUGACAUUUGCCCCAACCGACUGGCUGUAUACACACACAAAAAGACAGGCGCGCAUAUUAGUAGUUUCGCCGCAUACUGUCUGGCGAAUGCCGGCGUCAUCAAGGUGCAAGACCUCCGUUUGCUCCGUCAUAAGCACUGGUAUGUUGACGAGGGCGCAGAAAGCGUGGGAAUCGGCAUCGUCGCAGCUGUCAGUAGUUUCUUCGUGGAUAUUGCAAUGGCAACCCAGGACUACAAAGGACGACUGCAGGCUGAGCGGACGUCGAAUUCACGUCGCAAGUCUACGAGUCUUCCAAGCUCAAGUGAAUCUCAUGACGGGUCGCCUCUGGAAAAUACCGGAUCCCGAGCUGGAUGUUUUCCUGCUAGCCAUUUGACACCCAAACAACUAGAGAAAGUCUCCAAGUUACUGGCUACGCAGCCGACUGGAGACACUGAGACACUUUUCAGCAAUGAAGUUCUGGCUGACAGCGGUCAAUGUCCUCGUGCUGAGCCGACGUGGUUGAUACGUCUACGUGAAAAAGACGACAAGUCCCAAAUGCAUCUCGCGUUUGAGGCCUCUGGGCAAUAUGUCUCCGACCUGGCGCGGGCAGGACUUAAAGCACCUAUCACGCUCCUAUACAACACCGCCAACGGUUUUCGCAACUCUCCUUCCUACAUCUCCGCCGAUGAAGAUGUACGUAGACGCGAUGAGAUCAAGGGCCUCAAGAGCGGCUUCAAGACGGCUGGCAAAGAGUCCGUGCUGGGUUUCUACGACGCAUUCAGUGGACUUAUCCUUCGUCCUUACAAAGGCGCAAAGAAGAGAGGCAUCCUUGGUUUUGGAAAAGGCGUCGGCCUAUCCAUAGUUGGUCUAGUCUCGGGAAUAGGGACAGGUAUAUUUAGUCUGCCCGGAUACUCGCUGAAAGGUAUCGAGAAGGCACUACACAAACGCAGAUUGACGGACCUCAAGGCAGAAAUGCUGUUGAUUAGAAUUAGACAGGGCAUCGAAGAAUGUCGGCUCGCCACAGGGGAGGAACGGCACAUGGUCACAGCACGGUGGAAAUCGUUGUAUCCUACAUAA